This is a messenger RNA of Pezoporus flaviventris, 1702 nucleotides long. RefSeq names its product transmembrane and immunoglobulin domain containing 1 (gene TMIGD1). The transcript is spliced from 7 exons. The record is from RefSeq and is a predicted model, not a curated record. Bases 834 to 1607 code for a protein of 257 amino acids. Lineage: Eukaryota; Metazoa; Chordata; Aves; Psittaciformes; Psittacidae.
AACAGCCCCACAGCUAAACAGUGGUGUGUGCUCCUAUGCUCUGCAUACAAUAGCCAAGGAACGGGGCCACUUAGUCUGCAUGCAGAGAAAAUGCUGAGGACGUGUUCCAGGCUCCUGCUGCUUGUGAAAUGCUCUUCAUGGCUCUGCUGAGCCAGCUCCUGAGGAGUGACAUGCCCUGCGCCUGUGGGGACACUGCCAACGGUGAGAACAUGUUCUGGAGGCUGCAAGAACCCCAUCCUUUGCAACCGCAUCACUGUCAUCCUGCUGAAGGCACUGAUGCGAGCAGGCACACAUCAGUGAGCAGGACAGUGGCUCUGCUCUCUCCUCUGCCAGCAUGCUACAAGGCAGUAGCUUCAGUUCAAAGUCUGAAUCAGUGCAUUUUCUCAUUUUCAGGGAAAGCAGGACAUGGCAACAAAGCUUCAGGGCAAAUCAGAGAGGAGCAAAUCAGAGUCUGCUCCUGCUCUAGGGGAAUCCAGGAUAAACUUCCUAUGUCUUGAAACAUGUCAUGAAAGCCCAGAAAGCUGAGAGGGAAAAGGUAUUCUUUUUGGCUGAAGGUCUUUACAGCCAAUUCAGAAACUCUCAUUAGUUACUCAUUGCCUUGGCAAGUCUCAUAAAACACCCAGCAGAGCCCAGCAAAUACUUUUCUUCAUUGUUCUGAGAGCUCAGAAACCCACGGACUGAACGAGGCCUUGAACCCAUUUUAUGGACUCACUUCUUACUAAGCUACCAUAAAAUACUAAAAUUGAAACCUUAUAAAUAAGGAGGGAAAGGAGCUUUGCAUUUCUUGGCAGAAGCAGCUUCUCCAGAGACUCUUCCCUAGACACCCCUCUGAGAUGGUGCAGAGGAGCAGCCUCGCAGUCCCCUAUGAGGUUCCUCUCCUUGCUGUUUGCCUUUUGGUGUGUGUAGCCACAGGUCUGGAGCUGUCAGUAAAUAACCACAAUGCUGACUUCUCCCUGCUUACAUCACCCGGCCCUGCCGUCUCCCUCUCCUGCCUGGUGCAGAACAGCAGCGAGGCUGAGGAGCUGCUCUGGUACCGAGGAGAUGGGCAAGUGGAUCUGAAAGAUGGGAAUAAAGUGAACAUCAGUAACAUCUGCAUAUCCCCAGUCACUGAGUCCGACAACGGAGUCACCUUCACGUGCAAGCUGGCACGGGACACGUCUGUGCAGGUGUCUGUGAUCCUGGAUGUCCAGUUUCCUCCCCACCUGUCUGGAGAAGAGUCCGUCCACACUGAAGAAGACAAAGAUGUUACUCUGUCCUGCAACUCCAAAUCCAACCCUCAGGCCCAUGCAGCUUGGUACAAGAACACCACCACCCUGACCCUGCAGAAGGACCGUUACCAGAUCCACCAGACCAGUGAGGUCUUUCAGCUCUCCAUCAAACAAGUGCAGAUGUCUGACAACGGGACCUACACCUGUGUGAUGAGCUAUCCUUUCAGCGAGUGGAGAAAGGAUUUCCACCUCAUAGUUGAAGACAAACAGCCCGUUUUCCCCAUGGAGGCCAUUAUUGCUGCUGCUGUGGUGGUUUCACUCACGAUACUUUUUGGAAUUGUGGCUCAAAAAGAUAAAAUUUGUAAGUGCUUCAAGACAUCAAGUGAAACAGCUCUGUGAAGACCACAGGGAUCCUGUGCACACCAAGAAAUCGUAAUUUUUGCUGCUGGAAUUAAGCCCUUGAGCGAGAUGUUGAGAUAAAGCACUGAAACAAG